Taeniopygia guttata (zebra finch) is the source of this 1614-nucleotide messenger RNA. RefSeq names its product phosphatidylinositol glycan anchor biosynthesis class W (gene PIGW). Gene Ontology annotation, molecular function: glucosaminyl-phosphatidylinositol O-acyltransferase activity. Gene Ontology annotation, cellular component: membrane; endoplasmic reticulum. The record is from RefSeq and is a predicted model, not a curated record. Gene Ontology annotation, biological process: protein localization to plasma membrane; GPI anchor biosynthetic process. Lineage: Eukaryota; Metazoa; Chordata; Aves; Passeriformes; Estrildidae.
CGGCCGUGCGGGCGGCAGAGCGGCCGCGGUCCCGCCGCUCGAUGCCCUCAGCGCCGUCCGUGCCCCCGCUCCCGAGGAAGGAAGAAGAAUGUCCCAGAAAGAGCUGAAAGAAGCUUUUAUCAGCAACCUGAAUGGAACGAGUUUGCUGGAAAUUUCCGCAGGCUUGUCCCUGCCUCCACUGUGCCUGCUCUGCAGAGGGCUCCUCCUGAUCCUGUACUACCUGCACCAUGGAAAACCUGUAAGCUCAAGGAAGUACAGCCUGCUGCUAGACUUCUUGGUGCUGGUGUCUCCUCUCCUGUUCUCCUGCACUGUCUUGUCUCCUGUCAUCUUUUUCAUACCGGUUAUCCUCGCUGCCUUCUGUGCCGGAAUAUUUUCCAAAAUAUACAGCCAGAGCAAACGGGAGGCCAGAGUACCCUUUGGGCAAAUUGUAAAAGAAUUCCAGAAGACAUGCUUGGACCCCGAGUGCAUUCCAGCAAUAACUGUGUUCCGUGUUUAUGUCAACGUGCUGACAUCCAUCAGCAUUCUGGCCGUGGAUUUCCCGCAGUAUCCCCGGCGAUACGCCAAGGCCGAGACCUACGGCACCGGAGCCAUGGAUUUGGGGGUGGGAGCCUUCAUCUUUGGAAACGCUCUCGUUUGCCCUGAAGUUCGGCAGAAGCCUCACACGACACAGCCCAGAUUCUCCGGCCUGGCCAGGCAGGUGUUUUCCGUGUGGCCGCUGAUUUCCCUCGGCGUUGGGCGGCUGCUGAGUGUUAAAUCCAUCGAGUACCACGAGCACACCUCGGAGUACGGCGUGCACUGGAACUUCUUCUUUACCUUGGCACUGGUGAGACUCGCAGCAUCUCUGCUUUUAGCCAUAUUCCCCAAACAUAAGGCUUGGCUGGUGGCUCUAGCCAUGGCUGUGCUUUACCAGCUCCUCCUCAGCGCUACCUCUCUGAAGACAUUCAUCCUGCACGGGAGCGACGGCAGGGGCUCCCGGCUCGGCUUCCUCGAUGCCAACCGGGAAGGGCUGCUCUCCCUCUUUGGCUACCUGGCCAUCUACCUGGCGAGCGUGCAGGUGGGGCUGUGGCUGCUGCGGCGCAGGAGCUCGGUCAGGGGCUGGCUGGAAGCCCUCGGGGGGCUGGCCCUGGCCGUCCUGCUGCUGUCGGUGCUGCUGCAGCUGUGCCAGGCGUGCACGGAGCCCGUGUCGCGCCGCCUGGCCAACCUGCCCUUCUGCACCUGGGUGCUCGCCCACUGCCUGCUGCUGCUGGGCUUCUUUCUGCUUGCCGACCUCACCUUGGUGUUCGCCAAGCUGCUGGUCAAGGGCUCCAGCGUGCCCUGCUGCUGGGAGGUUGUGCAGCUCCCUGAAUCCGGGAAAAAGCGCGGAAUGCAGGCCGGGCGGGUGGGAAGGCAGGACAAGCUGUCACAGCUAUGCCUCAUUAGCGCGAUUAACAAAAAUCAAUUACUGUUUUUCUUGCUAGCGAAUGUUCUGACUGGUGCUGUGAACAUCCUGAUAGACACAAUCCACAGCAAGGCUGCCUUAACAUUGUGCAUACUGCACUUGUACAUGUUUUUUAACUGUUUAAUUAUGGAUGUAUUGCAUGCCAGAAAUAUAGUAUUAAAGUUUUGGUGAUUCCA